UCUACGGGUAUACAAAUACACUACCAUUCUCCAUUAUUUGUGAGGGUUGAGCAUUCCAAGAAGCAAGGAUAGGGUGGAGAGAAAGGAGCCAUGGAGGGAGGCGUGCACGAGUUCGACGGCUCGACCUUCAAGGAGUGCUUCUCCCUCACAUGGCGGAACCCCUACGUCCUCAGGCUCGCCUUCUCCGCCGGCAUCGGCGGCCUCCUCUUCGGCUACGACACCGGUGUUAUUUCGGGAGCUCUGCUUUACAUCCGCGACGAUUUCCGUUCAGUUGACAGGAACACAUGGCUUCAGGAAAUGAUCGUGAGCAUGGCGGUGGCCGGCGCGAUCAUCGGCGCGGCGAUCGGCGGCUGGACCACCGACCGGUUCGGGCGGCGGACGUCGAUCCUCGUGGCUGACUUCCUCUUCUUCGCGGGCGCGGCCGUCAUGGCGUCGGCCAUGGGCCCCGCGCAGCUCGUGGUCGGCCGCGUCUUCGUCGGCCUCGGAGUCGGCAUGGCGUCCAUGACCGCCCCGCUCUACAUCUCCGAGGCCUCGCCGGCGAGAAUCCGCGGCGCUCUCGUCAGCACCAACGGCUUCCUCAUCACUGGCGGCCAGUUCCUGUCCUACCUCAUCAACCUCGCCUUCACCAAGGCGCCGGGGACGUGGAGGUGGAUGCUUGGCGUCGCCGGGAUCCCCGCCGUGGUCCAGUUCGCACUCAUGCUCUUCCUCCCUGAAUCACCCAGAUGGCUCUACAGAAAGGGGAGGGAGGAAGAAGCAGAGGCGAUCCUGCGGAGGAUCUACUCGGCGGAGGAGGUGGAGAGGGAGAUCGAGGAGCUGAAGGAGUCCGUGGCGGCGGAGGCGCGGGAGCGGGGCUCGUCGGAGAAGGUGAGCCUGGCGAAGUUGGUGCGGACGGCGACGGUGCGGCGGGGGCUGGUCGCCGGCGUGGGGCUGCAGGUGUUCCAGCAGCUGGUGGGCAUCAACACGGUGAUGUACUACAGCCCGACGAUCGUGCAGCUCGCCGGGUUCGCGUCCAACCAGACGGCACUCGCGCUGUCGCUCGUCACCUCGGGGCUCAACGCGCUCGGCUCCAUCGUGAGCAUCUACUUCAUCGACCGCACCGGCCGGAGGAAGCUACUCGUGAUCAGCCUCGUCGGCGUCAUCCUCUCGCUCGGCGUGCUCUCCGCCGUGUUCCACGAGACCACGUCGCACUCGCCGGCCGUCAGCGCCGUCGAGACCAGGCACUUCGACGGCUCGCUCACGUGCCCUGACUACCGCCUGUCGUCGGCGAGUGGUUCCUGGGACUGCACCCGGUGCCUGAAGGCGAAGUCGACCGAGUGCGGCUUCUGCGCUUCCGGCGCCGGCAACAAGCUUCUCCCCGGCGCGUGCGUGGUGUCGAACUCGACGGUGCGCGACGCGUGCCACGGCGAGGGGCGGCUGUGGUACACGCGCGGGUGCCCGAGCCGGUACGGGUGGCUGGCGCUGGUGGGGCUGGCGCUGUACAUCAUCUUCUUCUCCCCCGGGAUGGGCACGGUGCCGUGGAUCGUGAACUCGGAGAUCUACCCGCUGCGGUACCGCGGCGUGUGCGGCGGCGCGGCGGCGACGGCGAACUGGGUGUCGAACCUGGCCGUGGCGCAGUCGUUCCUGUCGCUGACGGAGGCCAUCGGGACGUCGUGGACGUUCCUCAUCUUCGGGGUCCUGUCCGUGGCCGCGCUCGCGUUUGUGCUCGUCUGCGUGCCGGAGACCAAGGGGCUCCCCAUCGAGGAGGUGGAGAAGAUGCUCGAGCGCCGGGAGAUCAGGCUCAGGUUCUGGGCCCCCCGCGGCGGCGGCGAGCGACCGGACGACGGCAAGGAGAGUGGCAAGAGCGGCGGCGUUUGAGGAAUGGCUUGAGUGCGAUAGAUAGCAACAAGUUUCAGAGGAUGUGACAUUGCGCUAGCUUUGCGUUGAACUUUCUAAAUUGUGGCUUCAGAUUGAUCAAUUAUGACAUUGAACAAUGAACGAUCUUUAAUCA
Molecule: messenger RNA, 1987 nt
Organism: Phragmites australis (common reed)
Lineage: Eukaryota; Viridiplantae; Streptophyta; Magnoliopsida; Poales; Poaceae
Product: probable inositol transporter 2
Exons: 4
Coding region: 91-1854 (587 amino acids)
Biological process (GO): transmembrane transport
Cellular component (GO): membrane
Molecular function (GO): myo-inositol:proton symporter activity
Source: RefSeq, a predicted model, not a curated record